UAUGCACUCUAGGGUUCGAAGUUUACUAAAUAUUGUGAAUUUGCACUUCUGUCAGUUUUUCUCGUCCUGUUUUAUUGUAAAUUAUUUCAAAAUUGAUACGUUUUAAAAAUUAUAAUUUGGCAUUCGUGUUUCUUGUCUGAAAUUACAAAUGGAUGUCAUCUCAGAGGAGAGUAGCUACGAUUUAAAUUCAAAAGAACGAUGGGAUUUCUUGAUAAAAGUGUCCAUGCUUGUUUUGGCAUUACUGGUGGCGACGAUUCUUCAAUCAAUUCCAGUCAUGAUUAUUGCCGAAUUCCAAGAUAAAUUGAAACAAUUCUGGAUGAUUAUAUUCGCUCCUAUCACCAUUUACGCUAUCAGCAUGGUCUUGAGUAUAAUCUACUCUAAAGUGCAGCGGACCGUACCUUAUAAUAUAAUCUUGAUGGUGGUAGUAGUGGAGGCGUUGACAAUGAUCAUAAUGUUUUUCACGGCCGCUUUUGGAGACAUAGCAUUCAUCGUAGGGUUUUGCUGUAGUCCCUUUACCUGCGUGCUUCUGGGAGUCUUAUCGUAUUAUUUCAAGAUACAUCCAAAAAGUCCGCGGUGGGUGGUAACGAUCUUGAUGUUCAUCACAUUAUGCUAUAUGAUGCCUGCAUUGAUUCUAGCAUUUUUCAUUUCGCUACGGGCAGUCGCAAUUGUUACUUUGUUCAUUUGCUUUUGCACAUUUUCAGCGGUAAUUUAUGGUAAACUUGCAUGGGAUUAAUUAUACCAGUUUCUU
Messenger RNA from Hermetia illucens (black soldier fly), 748 nucleotides. RefSeq lists its product as uncharacterized. The transcript has 4 exons. The record is from RefSeq and is a predicted model, not a curated record. Lineage: Eukaryota; Metazoa; Arthropoda; Insecta; Diptera; Stratiomyidae. The coding region runs from base 149 to 733 and encodes 194 amino acids.